This is a messenger RNA of Xiphias gladius (swordfish), 2679 nucleotides long. It is a transcript of the gene bmp15, whose product is annotated as bone morphogenetic protein 15. The transcript has 2 exons. Gene Ontology annotation, biological process: SMAD protein signal transduction; BMP signaling pathway. Gene Ontology annotation, cellular component: extracellular region. Bases 143 to 1510 code for a protein of 455 amino acids. Gene Ontology annotation, molecular function: growth factor activity; cytokine activity. The record is from RefSeq and is a predicted model, not a curated record. NCBI's taxonomy places the organism in Eukaryota, Metazoa, Chordata, Actinopteri, Istiophoriformes, Xiphiidae.
GAUUUCAGGAAGUUGAAUGUCAUGUCCAAAACGGCCAGUGAUCAGGUGAGCCUGUAAAUCGCGCCCUCGGCCGCGCGGAGGAUGGUUGCCAAUUAUAGCCUCGACGGUGGAGCUCGCUAGCACCAGAGGUUUUACGACCAACAUGAGGGCGACCCGCACCAAACACGGCGUACGGCGUGUCUUCGUCCUGACCUCUUUUGUCUUCCUGCUGUGUUCCACCUGCACCGGAGUCGUAGCCGGGCCGAAAAUGGCCUCCCGCCACCCCACGCUGACGCGCAGCCGUCGUCAGACCGCGGCGCACCCAGGCGCGCACCACCGGCCGCUGACGGACGAGCAGCGAGCGGACCAGAACGUGCAGUUCAUGCUCAGUUUGUACCGGAGCGCGGCCGAACCGGACGGCAGGCCCAAGCAGCACCGGAAGUUCGGCUCCAACACGGUGCGCCUGCUGAGACCCUCGGCGUCGUCGGUGCACUACCUGCCGGCGUCAAGAGACCACCACUACAACUUCACAGUGCAGUACAACCUUGACACUCUUCCCUCGGAGCAGCUGAUCAGAGCCUCUUUUAUCCACCUCCGCUCGUCACCCUCUCCCCCCUCCUCUUCCACCGCCAGCUCGAGCGGCACCCGGGCCCUUGAGCCGCCCCGCUGCAGAGCUCAGAUCGCCUCGCUAGGCCCGGACAGCCUGGUCACCCUGGAGCCCCACGAGCAGUGGACGGAGACGGACAUCACGGCGCACGUCACCGGACACGUCCUGCAGAGGAAGGACCGGGGCGCGGGGGGGCGCUUGACCCUCGCUGUCCAGUACUGGUGCACGGAACCCGGGCUCGUCGACUGGGACAGCAGCAGCUGGUGGUGGUGGUGGUGGAAUCGUCUUCGAGGAGGACAGAGAGAGGAACUUCACCUCGAGGUCCCCUCUCUUCUUCUGUACUUACAGGAGGAGAGGGAAGUGAAGGAGUGGAUGGGGGAGUUGUUGGGGGCCGAAGGGGAAAACAUCAUGAGACGAAUGGGGCAGUGGCACCCUUCGGUUCACCGCCGCCGCCGCUCCAAAGACUCCUCGCCUUCAGAGCCCAAAGAUCCGUUGCUGGACGUUCUGAAAAACGCCCCUACCUCCUCUUCCUCCUCCUCUUUCUCCACCUCCCCCUCCGCCUCCAUCGUCUCCGACAUCCCCAACUACAAACGCAAAACCAGCAUGCCCAAGAACCGCUGCAAGCUCCACUCGUUCCGCCUCUCCUUCGACGAGCUCGGCUGGGGUCACUACUUCAUCGCCCCGCCGGUGUACAACCCCCGGUUCUGUCAGGGCGACUGCCCGAGGGUGCUCCACUACGGCUACCACUCCCCCAACCACGCCAUCAUCCAGACGGUCAUCAACGACCUGGGCGUCGGGGACGUGCCGCCUCCGUCCUGCGUGCCGUAUAAGUACAUGCCCAUGAGCGUGCUGGUUGUGCACAAGAAGAAGGUGGAGUACAGGGAGCUGGAGGACAUGGUGGCCGAGUCGUGCACGUGUCGCUAGAGACUCGGGGAGCAGACUUAAAAAUGCUUGGCACUGAGAAAAGAGACUGACGGGGGCAGAUUUGAUGGGUCAUUUGUUUGAUCUACCGCUUGGCGGCUAACCAUAAUGAGCUCGAGACUGGAAGGAGGAAGCUGUUGUGGUUUCAGAUCUUCUCCAGCCCUAUUAAAGCACUUUAAAAGGCAGCUGCUGAAUGUGAACUACGGGUGGACGGGAGGAAGUGCCUACUUUCUGAUUUAAUUAUUGUGGAAUAAUUGUACCGUGAUUCUAAUGUCUAAUGUGGCAGAAAACCCUGUGCAGGUGAAUGUGCUGGUUGCUAAAUUCGUAGUCACUAUAAUGUUGUUCUUCUACCGAGAUACCAGGUUGCGGUUAGUUUUGGAAGCCGUUUGAGCCACUUGAGAGUAACUUAACAAAAUCGAAGUGGUGAUUUGACUGAACUGGGCUAAACCAAAAUUCCAGGGCAACUUCACGAAUUAAACUUCUGCAGUAACUCGAUAAACCUGACAAAAAAAUCAGGAGUAACUUUUAAGAAAACUGAAAACUUUAACCACUGGUUUGUUCGUGGUAUUAAACUGGGUUGAACUGGCUCUUUUGAAGACAAACGCACGUAGAGUACAUCUUCAGUUUUCAACCUCCGAACCACAGUCAUCUACCGAAUAUUUUCCUUCUUCUGCCAGUCUGUGUAUUAAAUUUUUUUUUGUUUGUUUGUUUUUUUUUCUGGAUCGUGCUUUUUAAAAAAAAAAACCUGAGCCGUUUUCACACCAGGGCUCUUUAAAAUUCAGCAACAAGCCUGUAUUUGUGUAGAAAAGAAGAAACAUUUCCGGUUAACAUGUUGCCACUGUGGGAGGCUAUGAGAAAUCACACACUGCUGGAAAAAAAAAACCCAAAGUAUUUUAUUGGACGAGGGGGCGAACGUGUUGGAUGUAACUCUCUUCUGCUGUUUACAGUCUGAACUUUUGCAUUUUGUACAUAUUUAUAAUGGGAGGGGUCUUGAAAAACUUGAAAAAAGUGCUGCUACUGGCCUGUCUUAUAGAAAACUAAACAAAAGGAAGGAUUGUGAAGAGGUGGAACCGUGUUGACUGUUAAAGAAAGCAAAAUUGUCAAAGUGGAAAAGAAUGCAAAUUUUAUUACAAGUGAAAAUGAAAUAAUAAAAUAAAAUGCAUGUUUUCUAA